GGUGCUCCGCGCUAACAGCACUUGCCACAACAGUUUGUUGAGGCUAUUCGGGGGAUCUCUGUCUUCGUGUGUUCCCGUGGCCGCGAAGCUGUUGCUCGCGCGAGGCCUGGGGAGUCGUUGCGUGUCCGUGUGGUCCGCGAGGAGGUCUGAAGCAAACGGAGAGCGCGGAGGGAACCCGCAGCCCCGCGCCGCCCAACACGAGCUGACGGCAAACUGGAGAUGGAAACAGAUGGGGAGAUGAAGAGACUUCGAACCCGCUCCAAAGCAGCAGCAAUGGAGGCAUCGGCACACGAGCUGCUCAGCUCCUACAGCUGUCCCCUCUCGAAGAAGCGCAAGUCCGGUGCGAGUGAGGACCCCCCGUGCGCGAAGCGGAGGGGAGCCGCCGGCGGCGGCGGCGGAGAGUCGGGCAGCAGAGCGGCGCCACGGGGGGGCUCGGACGGGGGUGGCGGGGAGGAGGAGGGGGGCGGCGGUGGUGGUGAGGAGGAGGAGGAGGGCGGCGGCGGUGGUGGUGAGCGGGAGGGCGACGCGGAUGCCGUGGGGUGCAGCCCCGAGGACGCGUACGGGUCGAGCGAGGACACGGGGGAGGCCGUGGCGGGGAGCGAGGGUCCAGCGGCGGCGGCGGCGGCGGAGCGCGGUGACACCGAGGGACGAGAGGAGGGAUUCUACUCGGAGGAGGAGGAGGAGGAUGAGGCAGCGGAGGAGCAGCAGGCGGCGCGCAGGAGAGAAGCGGCCCAGAGGAAGGGGAAAGAGGCCGGGCUCAGAGACCGGGAACAGCAGCAGCAGGAGGAGAAGCCGUGCACGGGAGAUAAGCAGAAUGGGAAGGUCAAGCCGGGUGGUGGAGGUGGCGGUGACGUUCGGGAUGAUUACGAUGACUACCAGGAGCUCGUGGCCAAAUCGCUUCUGAAUCUGGGUGAGAUGGCGGAGGCGGCGUCGCGGCUCACAGCUCCACACUCCCCGCGCACCGACGGCCUCGACGACAGCGGCAUCCACCUGCCGGACGCUGAGCGCGACGACGACGAGGAGGAGGAUGACGAGGAGGAGGAGGAGGACGCGAAGCGGCGGGCGGCGAGGGAGGAUGGAGAUGCGAAGGAGGAUGCGGUGGAGGGACCCCCGGGGGCUGUGAAGCCCGGGCCCCCGUCGGCAGGCGAGGAGCCCGAGCGGAGUGCGAGGAGGAGGGGGAGGAGCGUGGACCGGGGGGGCGCGGGGCCCCAGCAGGAGCGGGGGGAGCAGGGGGCGGCAGCCCUCGAGGAGGCCGAGGCCAACCCGCGAUUUCAUUCCAAGACGCAGGUCUCCAUCAAGCAGGAGCGGGACGACUGGGGCCGCCCGGUGCCCGCCCCUGCGGGGCCAGAGGUGGCACAGGGGGGCGGUGGCGGGCAGCAGCAGCAGCAGGAGGAGGAGGCGGUGAUCGUGGAGCGCGCGAGAUCCCUGGGCCCCGGCGAGCCCUGCAUGAGCAGCCUGGAGUGCCUCCGCAGCCAGUGCUACGACCUCGCGCGCAAGCUCAGCGACGACACCACCACCGCCGCGGCGCCCCCCGCGCCCGACGCCGCCGGCGCCGCCGCCGCUGUGGCCGUGGCGCUGGUGGCGGCGGACCCCCACCCACUGCGCACCAACUCCUCUGUGUCGCCGCCAUCGUCGUCAUUGACAACAAUAACAUCAUCGACAUCGUCUCCUGCCUCUCCUCCACCCGCCGCUCAACAUCACCACCCCCCUCCUCCUGCUGCUGCUGCUCCUCCUCAUCUUCCUCCUCCCGCGCACGGCGCCAGCGCUCGGCCAAAGCCCGCGCCGGUGCCAGUGAAGGUGGAGGCGGUGCCCGUAGAGGUGGAGCAGGGUGCCGGCGGCGCUCGCCGCUGCCCCGACAUGCUCAACCUCCUGCGGCUGGAGGAGCACCUGGGCCCUCCCUACCGGCCCCACGACCGCUCGGGCUGCGCCGCUUCGGCCAGGGCGGCGCCAGCGGGCGGGCACGGCGCCCGGAGGCCGGCGGCGUUCCCCUCGGCGUGCCGCGCGACGACGGCCGCGGGGCCGCCGUCGCACGUCAAGCUGCCGUACGCGGAGCGCACGGACGGCGGCUACAUCCUGUCGGAGCGCGCCUACGUGGCGGGGCGGCUGCUGCUGCCCGAGACGGCGUCGCGAGGAGGCUUCUCGUCGGACGAGGAGGAGGAGGACGACGAGGAGGAGGAGGAUGACAGCUCGUGCGGGUCGCGCGAGGAAGAGGAGGAGGAGGAAGGAGACGAGGAGGAUGAGGACCACGACGAUGGCUUCGACGUGAUGAAGGGCAACAUGUCGGUGCUGGAGGCGGCCAUCGCCCUGGAGACGGAGCGCGCGCGGUUCAUGCGGCGCGGGGCCCUGGCGGGCGAGCUCGCGUGGCGCGCCGAGGCCGAGUUCGGCGGCGGCGGCGGGGCGCGCGUCGGGGUCGGCGGCGGCGCCGGGGGUGGCCACAGCCCCCACGCGCGCGAGCGGAAGCCCUUCGUGGUGGAGGCGCACGCGCGGAAGCACUCCGCCUCCUCCUCCUUCCUCAGAGAUGUGCGCGGAGAGAAGAAGGAGAGCAAGUGCCCGACUCCCGGCUGCGACGGCACGGGUCACGUGACCGGGCUCUACCCCCACCACCGCAGCCUCUCGGGGUGCCCCCACAAGGACCGCGUGCCCCCCGAGAUCUUGGCCAUGCAUGAGAAUGUACUCAAGUGCCCGACCCCGGGCUGCACUGGCAAGGGACACGUGAACAGCAAUCGCAACUCCCACCGCAGCCUCUCAGGCUGUCCCAUCGCCGCGGCCGAGAAGCUCGCGAAAAGUCAGGAGAAGCUCCAGGGAGAACCGGGGGGCGCCGGGCCUGGAGAACGCGUCCUCCGGCCCAUGUGCUUCGUGAAGCAGCUCGAGGUCCCCACGUUCGGCUGCAAGCCCAAGGGGGGGGGCGCGCCGCCGCCGGCGGGGGGGGCGGGGGGGGCCGCGCCGCGCUCGGGCCUCUCGCGGGAGCUCGAGAAGUUCUCCAAGGCCUUCGACUUCUCACCCUUCGGCCCGGCGCACUCCGCGGCGGCGGCGGCGGCGGCGGCCGUCUCGGCGUUUGGGAAGCGAGCGAUCGCGCCCAAGCUGCCGUCUCACAGCAAGCCUUACGACGUGAAGCCGCUGGCGCCGGGCCCUGCCGCGCGCCUCUCGUCCUUCGCCUUCGGCAAGGGCCCCGGCGCGGGGCCCGACUUCGGGGCCGACGCCGCCGCCGCCGCGGUGGCGGCCGCCGACCACAUGGCGGCGGCGGCGGCCAUCCUCAACUUGUCGACGCGGUGCCGCGAGCUCCCGCAGAACCUGUCAACCCGCGCGCACCCGGCAUCGCCCCCGCCCCACGCUCUCCUCUCCUCAUCCGCCUCAUCCGCUACCACCUCCUCCUCCUCCUCGAGCUCGUCCUCGCUCGCCGCACCACCACCAGCAACGGGAGUGGCGCAGCAGCAGCAGCAGCUGCAGCAGCAGCAGCUGAUCGGGCACCACCCCCCCCAGCUCAUCGAGGUGGACGAGAACGGGACGCUCGACCUCAGCCUGAAGAAGGCUCGUCCGUCAGCCAUCGCCACCGCGGCGCCCGGCGAGGGGGGAGCGGGAGGAGGCGGUGGCAGCGGGGGGGGCCGCUCCCCCAGCCCCCCCUGCGAAGGGGGGGCCCCGCCCCCGCGUCACGGCUCCCCCGCGCCCCUCGCCGGAGCGGGGGCGGGACGCGUGAACCGCUACGCGCACCUCCCCGACGAGCCCGAGGGCUGGGACGGCCCCGUGGACUACACCAAGCUGGGGCGUGCCGAGGGAGGAGGGUACGUGGACGAUGACGAGCGCUCGGCCGCCGACUCGCUGGAGGAGCGGCGCUACCCGGGGGAGGUGACGGCGCCCAGCCCCCGGCCCAAGGCCUUCUUCUCCAAGGACGGCAAGAAGGAGCUCAUCACCUGCCCGACUCCAGGCUGCGAUGGCAGCGGCCACAUCACAGGGAACUACGCGUCUCACCGCAGUCUGUCUGGCUGCCCCUUGGCUGACAAGAGCGUCCGCAGCAUGAUAUCGUCCAACUCACAAGAGCUGAAGUGCCCAACGCCAGGCUGUGAUGGGUCUGGGCACAUCACGGGGAAUUACGCCUCUCAUCGCAGCCUGUCGGGCUGCCCUCGUGCCAGGAAGAGCGGCCUCAAGCUGGCGCUGAGUCGCGAGGAGAGGGACGACCCCGAGCAGACCAGGUGGGGAGACAUGGGGUGCCCCGUGCCGGGCUGCGACGGGCAGGGUCACGUGACGGGCAAGUACGCGUCACACCGCAGCGCCUCGGGCUGCCCGCUGGCCGCGCGGCGCCAGAAGGAGGGCUUCCUGAACGGCGCGGCCUUCCCGUGGCGGGCCGCGGGGCCCGGGAAGGCCGACGGGGUCACGUGCCCCACGCCGGGCUGCGACGGCUCGGGACACGUCACGCGCAGCUUCCUCACGCACCGCAGCCUGUCGGGGUGUCCCCGCGUGUCGUCGGCGCUGAAGCGCGCGCGUCUCUCCGGGGACGAAAUCCUCACCAUCAAGUUCCGCGCCAGCAGCGAGGUGGAGAACGAUGAGGACAUCAAGCAGCUGGACGAUGAGAUCCAGGAGCUCAGCGAGUCCAACUCCCAGAUGGAGGCAGACGUGGCGCGCCUACAGGCACAGAUCGCCAACAUGGAGACCAACCUGAAGUCGAUGGAGGAGGAGAACAAGGCCAUGGAGCACCAGAACGAGGUGCUGCUCCACGAGCUCGCCUCGCUGAGCCACACGCUCAUCCGCAGCCUCGCCAACAUCCAGCUGCCGCACAUGGAGCCCAUCAACGAGCAGAACUUCGACGCGUAUGUGACGACGCUGACCGACAUGUACACCAACCAGGAGCGCUACCAGAGCCCCGAGAGCAAGGCACUGCUCGAGAGCAUCCGCCAGGCCGUCAAGGGCAUCCAGGUGUAGCGGGGGGGGGGAGGGGCACGGGGCGGAGAGGAGCGGUGACGACCCCCCACCGCCAUCCGGACGCGGCGAGAGAGCCGAAGAAUGUGGGGGGGGGGGGUGGGGGGCAAACGGAAGGACCGGGGGGAGGGGCGAGCGUCGCUCCCCCACGGCAGCCGGCGCGACACCCCCCAACAGCCCCGUCGCUCACCGUGCCACCCUUCACUCGCUCCCUAGCGCUCGCUCCCUAGCGCUCUCUCGCUCCCUAGCGCUCAUUCCCUAGCGCUCUCUCGCUAGCGCGCUCAUUCCCUAGCGCUCUCUCGCUAGCGCGCUCUCCCUAGCGCUCUCUCGCUAGCGCGCUUUCCCUAGCGCGCUCUCCCUAGCGCUCUCUCGCUAGCGCGCUCUCCCUAGCGCUCUCUCGCUAGCGCACUCUCCCUAGCGCUCUCUCCCUAGCGCUCUCUCGCUAGCG
Messenger RNA from Lethenteron reissneri (Far Eastern brook lamprey), 5359 nucleotides. Its product is annotated as myelin transcription factor 1-like protein. Gene Ontology annotation, molecular function: zinc ion binding; DNA-binding transcription factor activity, RNA polymerase II-specific; RNA polymerase II cis-regulatory region sequence-specific DNA binding. Gene Ontology annotation, cellular component: nucleus. Lineage: Eukaryota; Metazoa; Chordata; Hyperoartia; Petromyzontiformes; Petromyzontidae. Gene Ontology annotation, biological process: regulation of transcription by RNA polymerase II. The record is from RefSeq and is a predicted model, not a curated record.